AUGUGCGCUGUGGUUGGCACUUUGGGGCUCCCUGAGCUGGCAGCAGACUGGAGAUCGGAGUCUGCAGGGGCCAGAGGCGCUGACAGAGCCCAGAUGCUCCCAGUCUGUCUGGGGGACUGGGGAGACUGGUGCCAUGGGGUCCUGGAGCCUCUGAAGUGCCGCCCCUCCGUCAACAUGACCAAGGCUAGACCUGCACUUUCUCCAGGCGCAGACACUGUCCGGGCCGCACUGACAGGAGCUGUGGAGUCACAGAUUGAUACAUACAGCACAGCGCUCGCAGCCUGCGCUCUCACGUUAUGUAUGGCCGCUCAUCAGCCGUUCCCAAUUACAGCACGCUAG
Molecule: messenger RNA, 339 nt
Organism: Knipowitschia caucasica
Lineage: Eukaryota; Metazoa; Chordata; Actinopteri; Gobiiformes; Gobiidae
Source: the annotation of a GenBank genome assembly